Messenger RNA from Vigna radiata var. radiata (mung bean), 1633 nucleotides. Its product is annotated as THO complex subunit 4D. Gene Ontology annotation, biological process: mRNA export from nucleus. The record is from RefSeq and is a predicted model, not a curated record. Gene Ontology annotation, cellular component: nucleus. The transcript has 8 exons. Lineage: Eukaryota; Viridiplantae; Streptophyta; Magnoliopsida; Fabales; Fabaceae. Gene Ontology annotation, molecular function: mRNA binding. Bases 315 to 1274 code for a protein of 319 amino acids.
AAACGGUACGUUUCUUUCGGAGAAGCUAAGCUAGCUCUAAACCCAACAGCUCUCUUACGCUGAAACCCUAAAACCCCAUUUUCACCCACACAUGCGUGGAUCUUUCCUCUCCUUUUUCUUCGAAACCCUAAUCUUCGCCCCCGUUUAUAUUAUUUAUCGAUCCUUCGUACCCCCAAAACUCUCAAUAGCACUCUCUCCUUCUUUCCUCUGAUUCUCGCUUCACAAUUUUCCACCCGCGUUUCUGUUAUCAUCUGCAGGGCCAUAUCAUCAUUGAAAUUUUGUGAAGUUCUUGACCUGUGUUAAGUUUUCGUAUAAUGGCUUCUUCCUUGGAUAUGUCACUUGAUGAUAGAAUAAAGAACAGAAGUAACAGAGGAGGUAGAGGUAGAGGAGGACGUGGCAGAGCCCAGUCUGGCCGUGGGCCAAGCGGGUCUCUUAAUGGUGGAAGAAUGGCCGGUGCUGUUAAUGGUAGAAGAAUGACUGGUGCCGGUAAUGGUGGAAGAACAUCUGGUGCUGUUCGUAGAGGUCCUCUUAUGGUUAACACUCGGCCAUCAUCAUAUGCUAUUGCCAAGUCUAUUCGCAGAACUAGGCCCUUUCCAUGGCAGCAUGAUUUGUUUGAAGAUAGCUUAAGAGCUGCAGGGAUUCAAGGAGUAGAAGUUGGCACCAAGUUAUAUGUUUCCAACUUGGAUCAUGGAGUAACCAAUGAAGACAUAAGGGAACUUUUCUCUGAGCUUGGAGAGUUGAAGCGUUAUGCUGUUCAUUAUGACAAAAAUGGACAUCCAAGUGGUUCGGCUGAAGUUGUUUAUACUAGAAGAAGUGAUGCAUUUGCUGCUCUUAAACGAUAUAAUAAUGUGCUUUUGGAUGGAAAGCCCAUGAAGAUUGAGAUUGUUGGUUCCAACGCAGAAUUGCCCGUUAGUGCUCGGGUGAAUGUCACUGGGGUGAAUGGACGUAGGAAGAGGACUGUUGUAAUGACUUCCACUCCUCCCAAGACAAAGGCAAACAUGUUAACGCUCCUGCUCUUCUUCUGUGCUAUGUUGCUGCGCAUGGUUUCAGCUGUUGAUUACCAAGUACCGCCAACUUAUGGUACUUAUGUGGAGAAUGUGCUUGGUUUACUAUUUUCAUGUCAGCCACCAAAUGAGAAUCUUAGAGCCUCUGCCGCCGCUGCCUCUGUUCUUCCUAAAAUAUUCCAGUGGCCUAAAAUAUUGUUCUACCCGUGGAUCAACCACCAGGAUAAACCCAAUGGUUUCAAAAUCAUAGUGUUGAUACCAGUUGAUUGAAAUGGUUCAAUGUCUGAAAGAAAUUGCUGUGCCAAUCUGAUAGCUGCUCUGUACUAAAGUUAGGGUAUAGAAUAGAAAAUGAGUGAUUUCCUUGCAUUUUGAUAUCGGUGCAGAACUCCCUAAUCCUGAAUCGUCUAACCUUUUCUCAAUUGAUAAGAUGAUUUUUCUCUCAAUCUUCCCUCUACGGGCGUUUGCUUUACUUCUACUAUCUCAGUCAACCAUAUCACGUAACUGACUAACUCCAUUGUCGAUAAUACACUGGACUAACUACUGAUGGAUAUUUACCAGUUUUAAGUUUCUGCUAAUAUCCCUCAAGUCUUUCUGGAAACAGUAUAUGCUGCUUCAUCGUUUGCUGAUGU